AUGACCUCAACAGCACCCACCUACCGCAUCGCCUCUAUUCCCGGCGACGGCAUCGGCACCGAAGUCGUCGCCGCCACAAUCCAGGUCAUCCAGAAGCUAGCGCAGACGCUGGGAACUUUCUACAUUGAUUUUACGCACCUUCCAUGGGGCACCGAGUACUACAAGAAGCACGGUCGCUAUGUAUCAGAAGGCCACCUUGACACUCUACGACAGUUCGACGCCACGCUAUUCGGAGCCGUGGGCGAUCCAGACGUCCCCGACCACAUCUCCCUCUGGGGUCUCCUCCUCGCCAUCCGUGGGCCACUCCAGCUCUACGCCAACGUGCGCCCCGUGCGCACCUUCCCGGGCACCAAAUGCCCGUUGACGACGGCCAAAGACGGCAUCGACUGGGUGCUUGUGCGCGAAAACUCCGAGGGCGAGUACUCGGGACAAGGCGGCCGCAGCCACGUCGGCCAGCCAUGGGAAGCGGCAACGGAAGUAGCCAUGUUCACGCGCGUAGGCAUCGAACGAAUCAUGCGGUUUGCAUUCGAGACAGCGCAGUCACGGCCCCAGAAGCUCCUGACGGUUGUGACGAAGAGCAACUCGAUGCGCAACGGCAUGGUGCUCUGGGACCAGGUCGCCACGGAGGUGGCGCGGGAUUUCCCCGACGUGACCUGGGACAAGAUGCUGGUGGACGCGAUGACGAUCCGCAUGGUCGCGCAGCCUCAGUCCCUGGAUACCAUAGUCGGCACGAACCUGCACAUGGACAUCCUCUCGGACCUGGCGGCCGCGCUGGCCGGCUCCAUCGGCGUGGCGCCCUCGAGUAAUCUGGAUCCGACGCGGAAGAGCCCGUCGCUGUUUGAACCGGUGCAUGGCAGUGCGUUUGAUAUUACCGGCAAGGGGGUGGCGAAUCCCGUCGCGACGUUCUGGUCGGCGGCGGAGAUGCUCGCGUGGUUGGGGGAGAAGGAGGCCGCGAAGACGUUUAUGGGCUGUGUGGAGAGGGUGUGUGCGGCCGGUGUUUUGACGAGGGAUUUGGGAGGAAAUGCGAAUACGCAGGACGUGGUGGAUGCUGUUUGUGCAGAGAUUGAAGGUUUGGCUAAGGCAUAG
Aspergillus melleus is the source of this 1086-nucleotide messenger RNA. RefSeq lists its product as uncharacterized. Gene Ontology annotation, molecular function: NAD binding; oxidoreductase activity, acting on the CH-OH group of donors, NAD or NADP as acceptor. The transcript has 2 exons. The record is from RefSeq and is a predicted model, not a curated record. Lineage: Eukaryota; Fungi; Ascomycota; Eurotiomycetes; Eurotiales; Aspergillaceae. The coding region runs from base 1 to 1086 and encodes 361 amino acids.